AUGGAGGCUACGAACUCAACAACACGAGGAGCUUUCCAAUCUACAUCGUCCGCAGACAAGUUCGAUGGCGAAGACUUUAGCAACAAUCUCUUUACAGAUCUGGCCCCACUGCUGACACUGUUCGGCGAACAAGUCACAAAGCAGUUUCUUUCCCAAUCGAUGGGCUAUGCAGAUGAUAUACUCCUCGCGAUGGCACCCCUCGGAAUAUUGACUUGCGUCAUCAGCGCCAUUCGUGUUGGAGGCCGUCGGUGGCUCAGAGCGCUUGUCGGACGGGCCCGGGAAACUAGGGCAACCGCGGAAAUGGAGCUCUUGUCCUGCACCAGCGAUGCUGUCUGCGAACUCUGGAGUGGGACUGAGAUAGUACGAGAGCGAGGGGCUGCUCAAACGAAAGAGUUCAUUUACCGCAAGAUAGAUUCGAAUGACAGGCCGAAGGACGGAGAAGCCCACAACAUCAUUUUUGACCUCAAAACAGCCUGCGAGCAUGGGAUAAUGAUCGGCUCGCACCCCCGGUUGGACGACUCCAGGACCCGGACAGUAUCCAGGGAAGCGCUUCACGCCUUGAUGGUUCGGAACGCGGUCAGGAUCAUGAAGCAAGCACCUAACCUAACCCUCAACGUAUCGGAUGCGACGACGUCGCCUGCCAUAACUUGGGCCUUUGCGAUAUUUGGAAUCAUUGUGCAGGUUUGUGUACUUGCGAUCGCUGCGCUCGUUACAUACCACUGGCGAGUCCCUGCCCAGGGCUCCACGAUCGUGAGAUACGGCUUUCCCGUUUUCGCUCUAGGGACAAUGGUCCUCUCUGCAGGUAUCUUCAUUUGUUCAUAUGUCAUUGAGGCCCACACAGAGGAGAUUGACUUCAAUCUGGUGGAAAAGAUAGGGAACACCAAGAUCAUCAGGAUACAGCGAGCUUGCACAGUUGGUGAUCAGCGAUACGGAUCGUACGCAAUAAUGAAUGAGGAGGGCAGCCGAACCCUGCGCACUUCGCGAAUAAACGAGCCUCCCGAUUUCAGCAUAUUCUCUCUGGUGGCAGCAAGCAUGUCCAUUUGCGGCUAUAUUAUGCAGUUCAUUGGAUUGAGAGCGAUGCACUGGAGCGUCGCUGUCACGGUGCUCGGCGCUAUGUUAGUAAUGGCGUGCACCAGGGCAUUUGUUCGUCGUGGACUUGCCGCCAAUCCAAAAGUUGUUAAACUUAUGGAGGGGCAUGAGCUGUCUUGGGUCAUGAUGGAUGCUUGCGGAAUUGACUCUCUGAAGAUUACACCGGAGAUCUGGCUGGGCGUUGAUGGCUUGGUGAGCCAGCCUUGGGACCCGCGUUCCGACUUGCCGAACCCAGCCCUAGGCCAUAUGAGAAGCCUGCCAACAGACUGGCUUAUCCGGGCUAUGGUCGAGGGGCGGAAGGAAGUUGGGAAACUGGUUUCAUGGGGGGAUGACUGCAGUCACUUGGCACAUCAGCUUGCAACCGCAAUCACCGGCGUGCUUCAAUACAUCUCCGAUGAGAAUGAUGCAUUUGAAAUCAGGAAGAUUCCGCUUGUCUUUAAGCAACCGCCAAAGAAAGAAAACUCAGGGCAUGGACUAGCAGAGUAUCCGACUGCCAACGAUUUCAGCGCUGCUGUUGAAAGUAGGGGCUUUGAGGUUGCAUCUGGUCUUCUCGAGUACCGCCUUCCAGGCCAAGACACUACACUCGGGGCCGGCUUUCAGUGGAAGUGCGGAAUGAGUCUGAUGAGGCACAGGAGUGCCGAGGAGGAGAGACAUCAGUACCAGUUUCGAGCCCAGGCCGUGAGACCGAGGUACAGCGACCCAGAGAAAUCCGGCAGUGAUGUGGGUCGUAGUGCGUCUGUGUUUAGAUGGACUAUGGACGUUGCGUCUCUGACUGCGAUUCUGUCUCUCCUGGCAUUUACCUCAGCGAAAUCCUUGGACCCCGACGAGAAAUCAGGGAAGGCGGUGCGGCUCCUUGGAAGGGGCUGGGAUGUUCCUAUCCCAACGCGGUUGCUAUUCACAGGAGCGCAUGAGCCAGAAACAGCAUUAAGCGGCCUAGGACAACACCAACCAGCUAUCGGACAGGAGUUAGAAACAUGCUCCGGCCAUGAUGGACGAGCAGAGCAAUAUCAACUAACGGAUUUCUAUGGUAUCUGGAUACGUCGACCCAGCCCGGCAGUCUUCGAGUGGUCUCAGGUACCGCCAUCCAUAAAUCGUGAUUUCAUUUUUGGAGGAAGUCUUGACGGAGUAUCCAGGAACGUAAGACGAGAAGCCAUCCUACAAGCGGAGAACAGCACCCGGAAACACCUCGCGACCCACGACAACCUCAAGGCCAAUGGCUUUCGAGAGAUAAUCAAGCCUCUGUCUAGGAUUCUAUCGCAUGUUGCUCCAGAUGGGCGCCGGCUGCAUGCGGAUCAGUUCGAGAGAGCAAAAGGAAUAUACGUGAGCCAUUCGCCCGCUCGCCUGUACGCACAGGAGAUCUUCACCGAGUUCAUGCUGCAGCUUGCGAGCAGAACCACCGAGAUACGAGGCCACACCCGACGUCGACCACCUCUACCAGGUGAUCGUCCGGACGAGCCCAGAUGGGGCCACAGCGUCAUCUCGAGGCUGGCGGAUAUAGUCCGGGACUCGGGGCUUGCGGCUGAUGAAGAGGAGGCCUAUAUUCUAGUCGUUCCUCCGUUGCACGCCUACGGGCUGUUACCGACCAAUCCCAAACUCGCCGAUGAUGGGUCUGACUUGUCUGCGCCUGGCGAUGCGAUUGGGGUUCCUUUGCCUCAAGGACGUGGCCGGGAAAGAGAGUAG
Aspergillus mulundensis is the source of this 2769-nucleotide messenger RNA. RefSeq lists its product as uncharacterized. The record is from RefSeq and is a predicted model, not a curated record. The transcript is spliced from 6 exons. The coding region runs from base 1 to 2769 and encodes 922 amino acids. NCBI's taxonomy places the organism in Eukaryota, Fungi, Ascomycota, Eurotiomycetes, Eurotiales, Aspergillaceae.